AGUUUGACAUUGACAAUUGAGAUAUUCGGAAACCAAAUCGGAAACGGAAAAUAAUUCCAAUAUUUUCGAUAGCCUUUUACCCAGAAAUUACCUCCAAAUAAAUACUUGAAGAUGUCCGUUAAGUUAGGCGGCGCUCUUAAGGAGUUGAGGAUUCAUCUCUGCCAGACCAGCAGGCAAUCCAUAGGCGUAAGGCAGUUUAUUCAGAAACACUAUAUAAGCUUGAAGAAGGACAACCCAGGGUUCCCCAUCUUGAUUAGAGAAUGUUGUGGUAUUCAACCUCGGAUUUGGGCGCGAUAUGAGCGCGGUGUAGAACGCACCGCCCCCCUCACCGAUCUCAAAGAGGGAGAUAUCCUGAAUGUCGUCAAACAACUUGCAAAGUAAAUCAUAUUAUCCAUUAAAUUAUUUUAUUAUGUACAUACAUAGCAAAUAGAAAUUAAAAGUUUAUUUCAAUCAAAA
Messenger RNA from Pectinophora gossypiella (pink bollworm), 456 nucleotides. RefSeq names its product NADH dehydrogenase [ubiquinone] 1 alpha subcomplex subunit 2 (gene ND-B8). The record is from RefSeq and is a predicted model, not a curated record. NCBI's taxonomy places the organism in Eukaryota, Metazoa, Arthropoda, Insecta, Lepidoptera, Gelechiidae. The transcript has 3 exons. Bases 112 to 381 code for a protein of 89 amino acids.